CUUACCACCACCCGCCGGUUGCCGCAGGGGGGAAGCGCGUCUGCCCCUGUUCAACCUUGUAAGGAUGAUUCCUCAAAAAACGAGCUGCGGCUGGUUGCCCUGCCUGCACAUGGUGUCCAGCACUGACAAGGCAGCGCUGGUCACCUCCCGGACGCCAGCUGAGGACAGCUGCUCGCCCUCUGGGAGCCCCGUGGUGGCACCCACCAGAAGGACUGGACCGAACCCAAGCACCAAAACCUCGCCCUCGCUGCCAGCUCUGGUGGCGGGGGGAAGCACCCGUGCUGCUGCGGCUCCCCUGAGGGCCGAGCGGCAGCCCUCUUCACAGCAGCGGGUGGCAGCGGGAGGGCUUAGCGGGGCGCAGCCGUCGGCAGGCGUGGGGGGGCCGCCGGCGGCCAGGCGUCGCACUGCCGAUGCUGGGCCGGCUGGCGCGCAGCAGCAGCACAUUGCAAAGCAGGUGCUGGCGGCGAAGCUGGCCUACCACUUCAGCUUCCUCAACCCGUCGCCUGCGCAGCUGAAGGAACUCACCGACCUGGUGGACCACUUUGCUGCGCGCUCCAUGCACGCUGAGGACGCCAGCCUGGUGUCGCACGGGAACCCGCUCCUGCUGCCAAAGCGGGAAACGGCAUGUCUGACGUACAAGGAUGGGGGUGUCAACCACGUCGACCUGCCUGCGUUCCUGUCUGCCCUGCAAGCUAAGACUGUCGCCCUCCUUGCCCAGCCAGGCCGGCAACCCUGGAAGAUGCUCACCCGGGCGCUGCUUACCCAUGUGCGCCCGGACUCCGCCACCACGUGGGCGUGGGUGUACAGCGACGCGCCGGCGCCAGCGGGGCUGCCUGCCCGGCUGGCGGCCGCGGUCGGCCACGUGCGGAGCGCGGGCGUGGAGCAGCAUCCGCCGCAGCCAGCCACUCAGCCGCCAGCGGCACCGCCACAGUGGCGGGUUAGCUUGGACCAGCUGUGGGUGGCUAACGCUGCGGGGGCUGUGUCCUACGUCCACUACACUGGGCGGCUCUUGGAGCCUGGGCCUGGCGUGCUGCCCCCGGCGGUGGAUGGGGCGUGGCAGCCUGCCUGUGUGCUGCAGCAUCGCAAGCCGCGGCACCUGUGGAGGUUUGAAGAGCGGGCGGCGUACGAUGCAGCAUCACCAGGGGAACAGGCGGGGGCGUGGCCUCGGGCGCCGUACUUCCUGGCGCCGGAGGCUGGGGUGGUGGUGCACCCGGAGCACUGCCGGAUUGCGGGUGUCAGCUUGGCGGACUACACGGUGCGGGACGUGCGGCGGGCCAUCACCGCGGCCAACCCGGCCGCACCUCCGGCUCCGGCCCGCCCCGCAGCCAUGCCGUGCCCGGCGCCAGCACAGCAGGCGGGGGGUUCGGGGACCCAGCCGGCGGCACAGUCGCGGCUGGCGGAGCGGGAGGCGGAGUGGCAGCGUGCAGCGGCGCAGCUGACCACCACGGCGGCGCAGCACUUCCACAAUAACCCGGUGGCUCUGGACCCCUGGCUCCACCGCACCUCUGCGGCAGCCGGGCUGCAGAACACGCCGGCGAGAGAACUGCAGUCGUAUGCGUCCCCGUCCCAGCACUCGGGUGAGGGGCCGCGGCGUUUCGCGCGGCUGCAGGAGCAGGCGGCGGGCGGGGCGGGACCUAGCACGGGGCCUGCCACGGCGGCGGCGGCAGCAGCGGCGGCGGUGGAGGGCGACCCUCGCAUGCCGCCCCCGGAUGCGUCCCUUCUGCGGGAACGUGCCACCCGUCGUCCAGAUGGCAACAAAGUGCUCCAGCUUAGCCGCCUUGAGCUGUGCGCCCGCAAGGCAGGUAAGCAUGUUGCAGCCGGUACACCAGCACCUUUGCCCCCCGACUGGCGUGAUGGGCUAGGGCCGCCGGCGGUGCUGCUACAGCCGCCGCCACGCCUGCGCCAGGCUGCAGACAGGUAGCGGCGCAUAGUCUGAGGCUUGAGGGGUGCCGGGGACGUGCGAGACAAGGCUGGAAGCGAAGGCACGAGGCACAGCUAGCUGGGGUGGGAGUGGGGGUGGGGAUGGGGUGGGGAUGGGGAGAUGGGCUAGGGCCGCCGGCGGUGCUGCUACAGCCGCCGCCACGCCUGCGCCAGGCAGCAGACAGCCGGGCGGGGGGGCCAGCCUCCUGCUCUGUCUGCCGGGUCGGGGUGGGGUGGGGUGGGAUGGGUGGGGGUGGUUGUUGGCGGUUUUCGAGGUGUUUGCUUUCUGUUUUUCUUCUCUUUUCUUCUCUUCUUGCCCUGUCAGGGUUCUGGUCUCGGGGUCCAGGCUGUCUUCAGGCAGCAGGAGGGCAGCGCGUCUGCCCCUGUUCAACCUUGUAAGGAUGAUUCCUCAAAAAAAAGACAGGUAGCGGCGCAUAGUCUGAGGCUUGAGGGGUGCCGGGGACGUGCGAGACAAGGCUGGAAGCAAAGGCACGAGGCACAGCUAGCUGGGGUGGGGUAGGGGUGUGGGGGUGUGGGGGUGGGGAUGGGGAGAUAUGGGCUAGGGCCGCCGGCGGUGCUGCAGGUGGCCGCCACGCCUGCGCCAGGCUGCACACAGGUAGCGGCGCAUGGUCUGAGGCCUGAGGGGUGCCGGGGCUUUGGUAGACAAGGCUGAAAGUGAAGGCACGAGGCACAGCUAGCUGGGGUGGGGGUGGGGGUGUGUAGGGUGUGGUGUGGGGGUGGGAAUGGGGAGAUAAUAAUAAUAAUAAUUCAAACGCCGGCCCAUGGGGCCUGGCGUGGAUUAUCGGGGUAAGGUGGCUAGGGCGAGGAGGCCCAUCCCCCUCGCGCUGCCACCUCACCACGCACUCCGAGGAGGUAUGGGGGAGCCGUGGCUCACCCACCUCUCGAUUUGAGUUCCUGCUCGGUUACUCGGCGCAUUUUGAUAAUGCCGCCCGCACUGUUCACAGCGUGUGUGUGGAGCCUCUCUCCGCAUACUCGUGCGGCUGUGUGGGUCACCCCAAGUUGAGAGGUGAGCAGCUUAGUGAGGUUGCAAGGGAUGGCCCCAGUCACUCCGAGCGCAAGGCAUUCAUUGGUGGAGUAGUGGACCGUCCAUCCGGCCGCUUCCAGCAGUCGCUUGAGUUCUUGGUGUUGUUGAGAUUUUUCUUCCCGCUUGUCCAAAUGGCGAACGUCAGAGCUGUAACCGAUUUCAAGGAUAUAGAUGGGCAGCCGUGCUUUGUUAAGGGGCGGGCGGUACCCUUCUCUAUGUGUUUCAUGGGCGGGCAGGUUUGGGAUGAACAGAAUGUCAGGUCUGAGCCUUGUAAUAAGGGGUGAUGAUGUCCUCUCCGCAGCCAGCCAGGCGGGGGGGCGUUGUGCAGACGCAUAGUGUGGCAGGUCGGCUAGGGGGCCCGCGUCCAUGACCAUGAACCCGUUCCCGUAGGUCCCUUUGGAGAUGCAUUUGGCGACACGCUGGACUGCCCAGUUGUGCCGAUUGAUGUACGCGCCUUUCAUUUUAGGGUGUGUGCAGCCUCCGAGGAUGUGCCCUCCGGAGUCAGGGGUGUGGCAGGGGGGGCAGUUGCCGUUCCCUCCCAGGCGGUAGCGCCGUUUAAGCUGUGCGUUGAAGAGGUAGCCGUAGCGGGCGUAGAGUAUUUGCUUGACCAGCCAGGGGUGCCUGGUGGAGCUGGCGAGGGUGCGGUUGCUGAGGGUGGGGCACAUGUUGGCAGAUGCUUCCGCCCAUUGCUCCAGCACUGGUGUAUUAUUGGUAAAGCCUUGUUGUGCUUCGGGGGGCAAUGAGUUCAGGACUCCACGGUUUAGGUCACUUAGGUAGAAAUUGUCAGAGUUGCGUUUGGGCCACCAGAUGUUGGACCACGGUUCGUCUGGUGCUAAGCGUAUGGCCUGCCCCAUGGCCUCCAUGUCGUUGGUGUAGUGCCAAGUCUGGGGCUUACAACGUGGGACGUCUGAGUCCGUGGCACUCCUGGUACGUGCCGGCAGAGUCUCUGUCUGUCUGUCCGACUCUGGGGCGUUACAGCUGGCGUAACCGCCCGGGGCACAGCUCUGGCGCUGUGUGCAGCAAUCUGUGCUGUUAGUGAGGGUUCUGACUGUGUCCUCAACAUCGGGUUUCUGUAACUGUAUACGAGUCUUCCGACAAGCUGGCACCUGCGCUGGCGUCGGACAUGGUAGGGUCGGGUGAAGCCUCCGGCGGCUACACCGACUACUUA
Chlamydomonas reinhardtii is the source of this 4133-nucleotide messenger RNA. RefSeq lists its product as uncharacterized. The record is from RefSeq and is a predicted model, not a curated record. Lineage: Eukaryota; Viridiplantae; Chlorophyta; Chlorophyceae; Chlamydomonadales; Chlamydomonadaceae. The transcript is spliced from 5 exons. Bases 65 to 1921 code for a protein of 618 amino acids.